ACUGCUGACAGUCACAAAGUAAUGGGUAGGGAACCAUUGUUGGAGCGCUAUAAAAUGGGAUGUCAAGCCCCAGGCUACAUCCAUCAACAAACCUCUUUGGCACAGACGCAUCUUUUCAUCUGAAGACCUUGACAAUCAGUGCAGUUAAGUCUAACCUACAAAACCUGCAAGGAAAGACGGAGAAAAUGGGUGGCGGCCAUUCAGUUGAAGUGGACCAUGAAUCCCGACAAAGGGCUGACCUGGCAGAAGCAGAAAAGAGAAGAUUUGAGCAGGAAUGCCUCCGGCUCCAGGGGGAGAAAGCGCGAAUGGAAACAGAACAACGGAUGGAAAAAGAACAACGAGAGGGGUUGGAGAGGCAGAGAAAAAUACAUCUUCAAUCCCAAAGAAAGCAAGAGGAAGAUGAAAGGACCAGGAUACAUAAAGAACUGACAGCAUCAAAAUAAAGAGAUGAAACUGAGGGAAAAGUAGAUGAUUAAACUGUAGAAAAUACAUUGAUGAGUAGACUACUAGAGAAUAUUGUUAAUUGAUGAAAACAUUAUUCUGAACAUGGCAGCAGCUAAAAGUCACGUUAAAUUACUGUAACUAUAAAGGAGCAGUCUUUCCAUAUUAUAACAUCUUUUAAAGGCAAAGCUAUCUAUUCCUUUAACAGAGAAUAAUUAAAUGGCUGAACAGAUAAUAAUUCAAUUAUAAUAAUUCAAUUGCCGAUAGAACAAUUAUACGAGAACAAAUCAGAGUCAGAAAGAAACCUCAUUCAGGACGAAUUCGAAUGAGUCCAGAUGGAGAAAGUAAGAUGGAAGAACAACUGAAUCAGGACCAAUGCAAAGAGGAGAGGAAAUCUAUUGAAUCCCACAGAAAGCAGGACAAAAUGCAUAUGUGGCAAACAAAAGACACUAUUAACUCAAAUGAUUGGAUAUCUUGUCUGGCGGUAGCAGUAAGUCCUGUGAUUAUCCAAGCAAAUGUGUAAAUGUAGUCAGAUGUAGCUUCAAGUCAUCUAAUACAGUCUAGAUCUUUUGCCCACAUCCUGUGGGAAUUUAAUGGAGACAUUCUUUUUUACAGAUACAAUUUAAGGCAAACAUUGGUAAGAUUGGUCGUAAAAAGUUUUUUACAAUCACAUUUGAUUGACUUUGUUUUUUUUGGGGUUCAAACUGUAUUACCCAAUAAGAGGAACCUGGUCUCAUCACACAAGGUCAUAUAUUUUUGCUACAACUGAAUAAACUAUCAUUCAUAUUUCUGCAUCUGUUAUUAUCUCGAUUUUUUUGUAUAUUUUUUGUGUAAAGAUUUUUUAUUUACAUUAUUGAUCUAAUUAAAGUGCAAAUAAUUUUACAUGUAUUUUUUUACAUUUUUAUAUUGAUACCUUUAAAACAUGUUUUCCCCCCUCUGGCUUUGGCUAAAGUAUAGAUUAUUUGAUUUACUUUAAGGGGCCUUAUAAAGAUAAUGUAGGUCUGAUGGCCGUUCCAAAGAUUCUGUUAUCCAUAUAUGACUAUCAGUCACUCCUCCCUUACACAAUUAUAAUUACACCAGCAGAAAAACAGUGUGCAGUUCUUGAAAUGAAUUUAACACAAGGUUCCCAUGCCAUUGUGGACUCUGAGACCACAGAGCUCAUGCUCACUUGGGAUAAUGUUUAUGACUGAAGAACAGCAUUUAUACUAUAUUAUCUUUAUUUUUUCUGAUGUUUCCCCAUUAGAGGCGCAGCCUGCCGAAUCGAACGCUGUGCAUCAAGGCUCUAGGGCUCGCCUCCCAUCCCAGGAGAACAAUACAAGACUGAGGGGGAGGCAGAAAUAACACGGAGUCAUGUCUGACUCUGAGACCAUUGAGACAGCCGCUCUGGGCCGACCAUUCCAGCUGGGGAUGCUGUAUGACUGUCGCAGGGAUGUCCUCAUUCCAGGUAUCACACUCUGGGAUUCUGAAAUGCUACAGAAAGACAUAAAUGUCUCUACACAACCUAACACUGAUUUCAAAAUCUUUGCUUCCGACUCAAGUGAAGCCAAGUCAGAAGCUUUGAAUGUGUCUGCAUCUCUGGAGGCCAGUUUCCUUGGUGGCUUAGUCAGUGUGAAGGGUUCUGCUGAAUUCCUACAUGAUAAAAAGACCUCAAAGCAUCAGUCUAGGGUUUCUCUGCAGUACCGUACCACCACUCACUUCGAGCAGCUGACCAUGGACCACCUGGGGGCAGGAAAUGUGAAACACUGUAAUGUCUUCCGAGAGGGUUCUGCCACACAUGUGGUGACUGCCAUUCUCUACGGUGCACAAGCCUUCUUUGUUUUUGACCGUGAGGUUUCCUCAGGAGAAAACCACCAGGAUAUUCAGGGAAACCUGCAGGCCACAAUAAAGAAGAUUCCCCUCAUAACAAUAGAAGGGCAGGCAUCACUGAAGAUGAGCGAGGAAGAGAAGCAACAGGCCAAUACAUUCAGCUGCACUUUCCAUGGUGAUUUUGCACUAGAAAACAACCCUGUCACAUUUGAAGAUGCCACCAGGCUGUAUGCCGGCCUGCCACGUCUGUUAGGGGAAAAGGGAGAACAUGCUGUGCCCAUGACUGUCUGGCUCUAUCCUCUCAAGAACCUGGACUCUGCAGCGGCCCAGCUAGUCAGGCAGAUCAGUGUUAGCCUGGUGUGUCGCGCACAGCGAAUCUUAGAUGGGCUGGACAACACUGAUGUACUAUUCCGGGACUUGAUGAUGGAAGGCAUGGCUAUCAAGUUCCCUGAAAUCAAAGCCAAGCUCAGCAAGUUCAGGGACUUGUGCUCAGAGUACAAGCUGGUUUUCCAGAAAGGUCUUUGCAAGGUUCUUCCCAACAUAAGAGGAGGAGGAAUGGAAGAAGAAGAGCUGAUAAAAAUGCUCAACAGUAAGGAACGCUCUCCAUUCCAGAAUGACCUUAUGAUCACGUACCUGGAUGACAGAGAGAGAGAGAUGAAUGUUGUCAGCUCUUACCUUGACAUAAUGAAAGAGGUACAAGUUGUGUACUCAAGUAGUGAAUUGGAUGGAAUAGUGCUUGGUCAAGCUAAAGAUCAUGUAGUGUGCUUUGCAUUCUCCUCUUUGAAGGACAAAGAUGAGUAUUUGGUAGACUUGGAGAACUACUUGCUGGAAGAAUCAAAGAGUGAUUCUUCAGUGAUACCAUACGACCCCAACGCAGUUGGGAAAUCAGCAGCAGAAAAGUGGUUUCGCUCGGGGGAGGUAACCACCCUAACCAGGCAAAUCAUACAACUGUUCCUAGACUUCAAAGAGUCAAACAAAGACAGAGAAAAUAUUGCAUUCUGCAUUGCAUCGAUUCCAAGCAAAUGCAUCACUGCAUCCUCCAUCCAUGUCUAUGAGAGAGGGACACUGUUGAGUCCCCAGUUUGAACUACCAUCAAAGCCAGGUGUCCCCACCAUCAAGAGUCUGGAGCAUGACUGUGUCCACCUUCAAAUCAACCCUCCCCACCUUGGCGUCAAGUCUGUGGAGUCGUACCAGGUUUUGUACCAGGCUGUGCAGGCUGAAUCUGAGUGGACAGAGAUCAAAGCUGAUGCUACCACUAACCAGGUCACCAUCAGACGUUUGAACCCCUAUAAAGACUAUCGCUUCAGCUGCAGGGCGGUGUGUAGACCUGGUGUGAGCCUCUCCAGUGACUGGACAGAAUACUCCAGGACCCGACCAUGUAGCCCCCCUGGACCACCCACAGAGAAAAACCUGGAAUAUGAAAGUAUCAGAGUGAACUGGGACAUUCCUACCAUGGUGGGAGACGAUGUUGAAGUCAUAGGCUAUGAGACUGACUACAGAGAGUAUGCGAAGUCUGUUGACAAUAAGAUGUGGCACACCAUCAAAACCACCACCAGAGAGUGCACACUGGAAGGUCUAAAGCCUGAAACUGCAUACAGUGUCAGAGUCUCUGCUAACUGUGGCGAAGCAGGGAAGAGUCUACCCAGUCCUGAGGCAGUGCUGACUACCAUCAGGGCUUCUGACGCCCAACCGAAGAGGAGCCAAUCAACAGGAGCAAGAAGUGAGGAAUUUCUGAAGAAAUCAGAGAAGGUUAAGAAAGGCAACCCGUCAAUCUAUAGGCUGAAUCUGGAACAGAAGUUGGAUGUAAUGGAACGUUUUGAACAGUACACAUUUGGAGGGAAAGUUGAGAAAGGGAAUAACAAGGUAAUCCUGCUUCUGGGGUCCACGGGUGCAGGAAAAACCACUCUGGUCAAUGUCAUGAUCAACUACAUUCUCGGGGUGAAGUGGGAAGAUCACUACCGCUUUAAGCUCAUCCAUGAGGUGACCAACAGGUCACAGGCUGAGAGCCAGACUUCAAUCGUAACAUCAUACGAGCUCUACAACCAGCCAGGCUUUCAGAUUCCGUAUUCUCUGACCAUUAUUGACACACCAGGGUUCGGAGACACUAGAGGAAUGGCACAUGAUAAACUAAUCACACAGCAAGUUAAGGAAUUCUUGUGUAAUCCUUUAGGGAUUGAUCACAUUGAUGCAGUCUGCUUUGUAGUGCAGGCAUCCCUUGCUCGUCUCAGUGCCAAUCAGAAAUACAUAUUUGACUCCAUCCUGUCAAUUUUUGGAAAGGACAUUGCUGAUAACAUCCUGAUGCUUGUGACAUUUGCUGAUGGGAAGGACAUACCUGUGCUGGAGGCCAUCCAAGCUGCGGACCUUCCCUGUAAAAAAAAUAAUAAGGGACUCCCAACCCAUUUCAAAUUCAACAAUUCAGUUCUGCUCUCUCAGAAAAUAGAAGAAGACAUAAGCUCUGAAGGAGAUGGUUCAGAGGAUGAUAAUGAGGAAGGACUAGAGAAGAUUGUCUGGAGGUCAACUUUUAAGCAGAUGAAAGCUUUCUUCAAAGCCUUGGAAAGCAAUGAGAGCAAAGAUCUAACAAUGACCAAGAAAGUGUUGGAAGAACGUGAGCGUUUGGAGAAGGCCAUGACACGAUUGACCCCUCAGAUCACAGCAGGUUUGUCAAAGCUGAAUGAGAUCAAAAUGUUCGAACAGUGCCUGCAGAACGAGGACGAGAACAUGAAACAGAACCAAGACUUUGAGACAGAGGUAGAGGUCCUAGUUGCGAAGAGGACCAAAUUAAGUUGUUUUGCUACAAACUGCAUUGUUUGCAAGUUCACAUGCCACACCAGCUGCUUUCUGCCUAACGAGGAUGACACCAAAAAAUGUGCCGUGAUGGAUGGUUAUGGUAACUGUGUCAUGUGUCCAGGAAACUGCUCUUACCUUAACCACGACAAGGAAAAAGCCUUAUGGACAUAUGAAACUAAGACAGAGAAAAAGACCAUUAAAGAGUUGAAGGACAACUUCAUGAAGGCACAGGGCAAGUUUAUGAACAACAAGCAGAUGCUGGAGAAGAUUGAGGAUGAGUACAUUGUAAUCGAGGACAAGCUGAAAUACUUGAUCAAGCUGUCCUCCAAUUGUCUUAAGAGGCUGAAUGAGAUUGCACUGAAGCCAAGCUCUCUCUCCACUGUGGAGUACAUCGAGAUACUCAUUCGCACUGAAGAGGACCAACGCAAGCCAGGCUUCGAAGAUCGCAUCGUAGGGUUGAAGAAAAUGAAAUAUGAGUCUGAGCUUCUAGAGAAGAUGGCAAGAGGAGAGGAACUACUCCCCGAUGAGCGACGCAAGGUUAAGGAGAAACAAGACAGACUGCAGAAGAUCACAAAAAGACUCAACCAAAUGCAGAAAGUAGUCAGAGAUUGGCCAGGGAAGAAGUAGGCCUAACUCAAUGUCAAAGUCCAUGAUCUCACCCUGCUUCCGACCAAGUGGCACGCUCGGUGGCUUGCGCUAAUCAAGUGAAUGCAUCAUAAUGCAGUUACAUUUGUGGUAUUAAAUCAGAUAUAUCUCUAGACCCAGUCAAUUGUCAGCUUACUGGGGAUGAUUGCAAUGCUUUGUAUUAAAACGAGCAUCACGUAAACUCUCAGUUGACACAUUUUCAACAUUAAGUGAGUAAACUUGUGCGAGCCAGAACGGCCCACAGAACAGGAGCCUGCCUCCUGUUUCUGUAGCGUGAGGCAGCUUGAUGUACAAACACACCCCCUGGACAGCUAGUCUAUCACAUGUUCUACAUUAGUGCAUCUAAAUGAAGUAGCUGAACUUGCUACUGAUUGUUAAUGAUUAUCAUAAGAGAAAUUAAUGUAGAAAUAAAGCAGACAUUUAUAUAAAUAUAGAGACCUACUUUCCCCUCGGGAUGUAAUAAAGUAUCUAUCUAUCAAAAUGAAAAUAGGCAAAAGCUAUACAUGUUGAUUGUUUAUCCUUUUUUAUUUGAAGUCCUUUGUAAUUCAAGAACUUAAUUUUCUAUUGGGCACAAAUUGGAAGUAAUAUGUUAGUCAUGGCAUUGGAACGAGCAUGUUUGAUAGGGGGGAAUUACAAAGGAGUGUGUCCAGGGCAGUGUUUCUUAACCUUUAUUCCAGGGACCGGCAAACGAUGGUCCCUCUUGUGUCAGGGAACGGAAAACUAUGGUCCCUCUUGUGUCAGGGACCGGCAAACUAUGGUCCCUCUUGUGUCAGUUCUUCAUGUUUGGCUGAGAAAUCGCCUGAAAUUGCAGUCACGAAAAUGACGAAAAAUAUGCCAAAUUAGCUCCAUAAUAUCGACAGAAACAUGGCAAACGUUGUUUAUAAUCAAUCCUCAAGGUGUUUUUCAAAUAUUUAUUCGAUAAUAUAUCCACCGGCACAAUUCGUUUUUCAGUAGGACCGGUUGGAAUAUUGGCUACCUCUGUAUUUUACACGAGAAUCACUCUGGGAGCAUCAGGUGACCACUUGCGCAAUGUAGCCGCUUACGGGUAUUCUUCAACAUAAAUGCAUAAAAUUACAUCACAAUGCUGUAGACACCUUGGGAAAUACGGAGAAAAAGUAAUCUGGUUGAUAGCCCAUUCACUGCUCAAUAGGGACGCAUUGGAACGCAGCGCUUUCAAAACAUGAGGCACUUCCGGAUUGGAUUUUUCUCAGGCUUUCGCCUGCAACAUCAGUUCUGUUAUACUCACAGACAAUAUUUUUACAGUUUUGGAAACUUUAGAGUGUUUUCUAUCCUAAGCUGUCAAUUAUAUGCAUAUUCUAGCAUCUUGUCCUGACAAAAUAUCCCGUUUACUACGGGAACGUUAUUUUUCCAAAAAUGAAAAUACUGCCCGCUAGUCACAAAAGGAUAUUAUUAAGCACCGUAGAACUGACUAAACUAGUUAAUAAACAGCUCAGGGACCAGCCAGCAACAUAACAGGGACCAGCACAGGCCUAGGGACCAGAGGUUGAGAAAUACUGGUCUGUGUAAGUGGCACCGUUCUUGACAUUAAAGGUAUGAAAUUCA
This is a messenger RNA of Oncorhynchus kisutch (coho salmon), 7242 nucleotides long. RefSeq lists its product as uncharacterized. The record is from RefSeq and is a predicted model, not a curated record. Lineage: Eukaryota; Metazoa; Chordata; Actinopteri; Salmoniformes; Salmonidae. The transcript is spliced from 4 exons. Bases 1792 to 5661 code for a protein of 1289 amino acids. Gene Ontology annotation, molecular function: protein binding; GTP binding.